GACUGCACAUGCGUUGUAUAUUGCCAAACUACUUCCAUGAUAGCUAGAAGUGUGAUCAUCUGCUUGGUAUAAUUAGCUAUUUCUUAAAACCGAGCGUGAUGCAGUGGGGUUUGGAGUUAAGAAACUUCAUCUCUAACUCCGCCGUCUCUACUUGAGAUGGUUUGGUAUUUAGAGCAACAUGAUAGGAUCUUACUAGGGCCGUACAAUUUUGAUGACAAAUUAAGUAAUUUGGGACAUCAAUCACAAGGGAAGGGCUCAUGGUCGGGUUAGAUAUAUAUAGAGCUUGCCGUAUCUUCCAACUCGCGCGGAAUGGAUGGAAGUUUCCAACUGGAAAUUGGGCAUCUUCUAAUUUUUUAAACCGCUCAUUCACGACGAGGAUGGCAAACCUAACUGAGCACUCUCUCCCGGAGACCUACACUGGUCUACAAUUCCAUUCACCCUCUUCGCCGCCCACUCUUGCAGCACUGUCGACACCGAUUCCCACGGCUGGAACCGCGAUUGUUAAGCCACUAUACUCUAUCAUCGUACAGUAUGCCAACGAGAUAUUCACCAACGGCAAUCCGAGAGGCUAUAAGUACCCCUUACCGAUUGUACCUGGUGGUUCUUGUAUUGCCCGCGUUGCUGCUGUUCCGUCCGACGCUACGAGCCUAAAACCCGGCCAGCUGGUAUUUGUAGAGUUAACGGUCCGGGGCCGGGACGACCCCAAUAUAAAGAUCCUUAGGUCAUUCCACGAGGGCUUCAGUGAGGGUACUAGGAAGCUGAUGGCGUCAGAAGAAUGGCGCAAUGGUUGCUGGGCUACGCUAUCGACUGCACCUUUGGAAAGCGUGCACGCUCUGGAUGAAGAUAUUUUAGUUGGGCGACUGGGAUAUAAACUUGAAGAACUUGGUUGUCUUAGUCAACUGGUGGUACCGUACGGUGGUCUCGUAGAUAUUGGACUAAAACCAGGCGAAACGGUUUUGAUUGCUCCAGCUACGGGUUCCUUUAGUAGUGCUGCGGUACAUGUGGCCCUUGCUAUGGGCGCUAGAGUCAUCGCCAUGGGGAGAAACGAGGCAGCUCUCGCGGAACUGAAGAAACUCGCCGAUCCUGGAAGAAUAGAAACCGUCAAGAUUAGCGGUGAUGUUCAACAAGACGUCGACGCGCUAGCUAAGUUCGGGCCACUGGAUGUGUAUUUCGACAUAUCCCCACGGCCGGCCAGCAAGAGCUCUCACAUUAGAGCGGGUAUCUUGUCUUUGAGGCCAGGAGGCCGGAUGAGUCUCAUGGGAGGAAUCCCAGGUGACAUCGACAUCCCUUAUUGGCACAUAUCAUACAACGGUAUCACAAUUAAGGGAACCUUUAUGAAUACAUCUCAGCAGGCGAAGGACUUGAUAAAAACUGUCGAAAGGGGUGUUCUGAAGAUUGGAUCUAGAGUGGGCAUGGAGGUGGCCGGAAAGUUUGGGCUUGAAGAUUGGGAGGAGGCACUUCGGAUUGCUGCGGCAAAGGGAGGCCCGGGAAAGAGUGUAUAUUUCAUUCCUAAUGGGGAGUGAUAUGUCAGGUACUCUAGAAAAGAAGUGAAAAUAAUACAUUUUGAUACGAUUUAUACAGUUUUCAUUGUUAGGACGAUAAUAUAAAAAUAAGUCCGUACAUUGAGUUUAAG
This is a messenger RNA of Daldinia decipiens, 1633 nucleotides long. RefSeq names its product alcohol dehydrogenase GroES domain-containing protein. The coding region runs from base 258 to 1523 and encodes 421 amino acids. The transcript has a single exon. The record is from RefSeq and is a predicted model, not a curated record. NCBI's taxonomy places the organism in Eukaryota, Fungi, Ascomycota, Sordariomycetes, Xylariales, Hypoxylaceae.